This is a messenger RNA of Aspergillus saccharolyticus JOP 1030-1, 790 nucleotides long. RefSeq lists its product as uncharacterized. The record is from RefSeq and is a predicted model, not a curated record. The transcript has a single exon. The coding region runs from base 194 to 619 and encodes 141 amino acids. NCBI's taxonomy places the organism in Eukaryota, Fungi, Ascomycota, Eurotiomycetes, Eurotiales, Aspergillaceae.
UUCUUUUUCUGGGUGACAUGCAUUCUGUGUCGGAGCGGUUGGGAGUCAAUCACAAUGGAACAAAAGCUUACUGCUGCCUGAAUACUCAUCUCUAUGCAAAAAGCAACUGUGGAUGUGACAAAGCGCCUGGUCAGGUUUUGUUUCAUGCCUAUGAGAAAUUGCACUUCUAUUCGAGACAUCUGGCCCGGUGAAUAUGCUCUUCUUUGCUUCGCUUUCUACCAGUACGAACUCAAGUUCGGUUGUAAUACUCAGUGAAUCUCUCCGAACAACUGCACCAGGACUCGACAUACAGUACAUCAUGCUCACGUCGCGCCUCUCUUUUCAAGACGAAGUAAAGCUCUACCUCAGCUGGCUGUCCAUGUCGCGUCUCACCACCCGGAUCUCGACCCUCCACGCCAACGGGCGGCUAUUCGGCCACCUCGUCGACGGACGCGUUGCGCGCAACCAAUGCGGCGAUCGCGGUAGAGGAGGUUUCAUGUGGGUAUUCUACGUAGCAUUGGAACGAUUCCUCUGUACAAGAGUAACUCGUUGCUUCUCUGAAGACACGGAGAAAACCAAUUAUACAGAGAUACAGAAUUACAAAUACAAGCAAUCUUGUGCGGAGGCUGGAAUGAAGUAAUUAUUCAUGGGAUCGAAGCGGAGGACUUUUUGAUAUGAGAAGCGCACAUCUGAAGCAAUACCUCAGGCAAUCAGCAACUGAAAAGCUCCUCGUAACAUGACACGUCAAAAGUGCCAAAUUCACAAUCAAAGAAAAUAGCGAAGAGAGACUGCACCCGCAGCUACUCUCCCA